Polyodon spathula (Mississippi paddlefish) is the source of this 2514-nucleotide messenger RNA. RefSeq names its product flavin-containing monooxygenase 5-like. Gene Ontology annotation, molecular function: N,N-dimethylaniline monooxygenase activity; NADP binding; flavin adenine dinucleotide binding. NCBI's taxonomy places the organism in Eukaryota, Metazoa, Chordata, Actinopteri, Acipenseriformes, Polyodontidae. The transcript has 10 exons. The record is from RefSeq and is a predicted model, not a curated record. The coding region runs from base 251 to 1921 and encodes 556 amino acids.
CAGGAGCCUGUUGCUGUUUGGAGAAGCACAACAGAUUAGGCAAGGCCUGCUCAGAGUUACAGUGGAGGUCUGAGGCCACAGUACAAACCCUUUCACCCAGUCACUGGCAAAUUGGAAGGUUGCGUAACACUUUGAUAGGACUUUGUUCUUGUCACGCGAACUUAUGUACUGUGCAUAAGACUGGCUAGGAAGAGCUUUGCAAAGAUCUUGCAGUGUGUGCUUGAGACUGAAACGGAGCAGCGUCAGUGAGAUGGGUCGGCGGAUAGCUGUGAUCGGGGCCGGAGUCUCGGGGCUCACCUGCAUUAAGAGCUGUUUGGACGAGGGACUGGAGCCAGUCUGCUUCGAACGCAGCAAGGACAUCGGGGGGCUCUGGAGGUUCAAGGAGACAGCAGAGGCUGAGCGAGCCAGUAUCUACCGCUCUGUCAUCAUCAACACCUCCAAAGAGAUGAUGUGCUACAGUGACUUCCCCAUUCCUGAUCACUUUCCCAACUACAUGCACAACUCCUGUCUUCUGGAAUACUUCCGCAUGUACGCCCAGCACUUUGAGCUCACGCGCCACAUUCGCUUCCAGACCGCAGUGCGCAGUGUGAAGAAGCGUCCGGAUUUCUCCCGCUCGGGACAGUGGGAGGUGGUGAGUGUGAGCAGUGCGGGACAGGAGCAAUCAGAAACCUUCGACGGGGUGAUGGUCUGCACUGGACACCACACCCACCCCCACAUGCCUCUGCACGACUUCCCAGGGAUCGAGAAGUUCGGAGGGCAGUAUUUCCACAGUCGGGAUUACAAGAGUCCCCAAGAAUUCCAGGGGAAGAGGGUCCUGGUGAUUGGGAUUGGGAAUUCGGGAGGUGACAUUGCUGUGGAGAUGAGCGGAGUCGCAGAGCAGGUGUUCUUGAGUACGAGGCGAGGCUCCUGGGUGCUGAAUCGUGUCUCAGAUAAUGGGUACCCUAUCGAUAUCAUGUACAGCACACGCAUCAUGGAACUACUGAAGAAAUACCUGCCUUACAGCCUCCUGAACUGGCUCGGGGAGAGGAAGCUCAACGCCCGCUUUGACCACAGCCUGUACGGACUCCAGCCCGAGCACAGGCUGUUCAGCCAGCAUCCCAUGAUGAACGACGAUCUCCCAAACCGCAUCCUGUCAGGGAGAGUUCUGGUCAAACCCAAUGUGCGUGAGUUCAGGAGUGCGAGCGUGGUGUUCCAGGACGGGAGCGUGGAGAGAAUCGACGUGGUGGUCUUCGCCACGGGAUACACCUUCUCCUUCCCCUUCCUCGACAACUCUGUCCUCGCCGUGGCCAACAACCAGGUGUCUCUGUACAAGUAUGUGUUCCCUACUGCCCUGGAGCGCCCCACACUGGCUGUCAUUGGACUCAUCCAGCCUCUAGGAGCCAUCAUGCCUGUCUCGGAGCUGCAGGCGCGGUGGGCAACGCGGGUUUUUGCAGAAUUACAAAAACUGCCACCGGAGAAAUCUAUGCUGAAGGACAUUGAGAAGAAGAAAAAAGCGAUGACCAAAAGGUAUGUGCUGUCUCAGCGCCACACCAUCCAGGUGGACUAUAUCCCCUACAUGGAUGAGCUGGCUGCACAGCUGGGCGUGCGCCCCAGGCUAGGCUGGCUUCUGCUCAGCGACCCGAGGCUGGGUCUCCAGUUGCUGUUCGGACCCUGCACCCCAUACCAGUACCGCCUCUGUGGGCCAGGGCAGUGGGCAGGGGCUCGCCAUGCUAUCCUCACGCAGUGGGACCGCGUCGUCAAGCCACUGAGAACACGGGUGCUCCCAGAAACACCCCGCCCAUCCGUGGUGCCUCUGCUGCUCAAACUGUCUGCUGCCUGCCUGCUCUGCACUGCAGCUUCCCUUUACAUCCACCGCUACCCUCCCCCCUUUAUCCAGAACCCUCCCCCCUUUAUCCAGAGAUUUGUACCCAACUUGGGUUGACCAGAUGUCCCGGUUUUACAGGGAUCAUCCCAUUUUCCCAUCAAAUGUCCCGAUGACCUGAGAUUUUUCCCCAAACCUUAAAAGUCUCAGUUUGCAAAGGAGCCAGAUAGCAUUCCUUGCGUUAAUUAUAUAAAUAAUCAGCAAUCAUAUUAAUGGUUCAUGAAUACUAUUUUUAAUAUAUGUUAGUAUACUAAAUUCAAAAUGUAGAAAAGCAGUGGUAAAAACAGCAAUACAUUGUUUUUUUUUUUUAGUUUAAUGUGAAAACAGUAAUGGUGAUAAAAAGCACUAUAUUCAAAUAAGAAGCAUGUUUUAAAAAAGUGUUUUUUUAUAACUAUUGUUAAUGUAUAUGCCCCAGUCCUGAGCUCUGGAAAUCUGGGGACUCUCACUCAGCUAGGCAGAAAAUACAAUUCAAAACUUUCCAUUGUCUGCUUCAGUUAGCAUCCCUGUUACUUCACCCUGACCCAGGACUUUGGUCAUCAUCAGCUGAAUUUUGAAUUAACAAAGAGAAAACAAGAAAACAUGUUGUAAAAGGCGUCACAUUUUGUAAUUGGUGUUUGGUUAUAACUGUGAAUAAAUGAUUAUAUUUAACCUCA